AUGCUUUUUUUUACCUACGCCGCUUUUAAAUACGACGUCGUAACCUUCACCCCUCAUAUGAUUCGCCGGAGCGACAACAUAUAUGGAAUCGGAGAACUGCAGAAAACGGAAGGGCGGCGACAGAUCGGUUAAACGGCGUGGCGGAGAUGACGGCGCCGUUAAGGAGCAGACGGCGGUGCCCGGGGACGAAGAAGUCGACGAGUUCUUCGCCAUACUGAAGCGAGUACGCGUCGCCGUCGAUUACUUCCGGGAGCGCGACGGCGGCGUCCGCCGCUCUGAGCCUCCUUCGACGGCGACGGCGACGUCGACGGCGACGCCGUGGAGUCCGGCUUUCGAGCAGGGAGAUUUCGAAGGAGGCGAGAAAAGGGGCGGUGGAAGAUCCGUACCAGGGACGCCGAAAUCGGGUCUGGAUCUUAACCGCCAACCGGACCCGAAUGAUGAUCCGAAGUAGUUUAAGGUAAGUACAAACUAGGGAUGGAUAAUUACUGAGAAAAUCACACUGACAUGUAAUUAAGUACGCUGGUUAAGGCGUCAUUAGUAGUUUGAUUUAUUACAUUUGUAUAUAUGACCCAUUUUCUUUAUAACGUGCAACUUGAGCCCAGCAUUGUAUGAUCCAUUUAUGUAAUGAUUUCCAAUCAACCAAAUUGAAUUAAAAAUAUAGGAGUAUUUAUUUAACAUAUAUAUAAUUUUUGAAAAAAAAUAAAAUCAUAGCGGCCCAAUAGGCCUUUUAGGUUAGAUGUCCAAACCCAGAUUUUAA
Andrographis paniculata is the source of this 757-nucleotide messenger RNA. RefSeq names its product protein NIM1-INTERACTING 2. Gene Ontology annotation, biological process: regulation of systemic acquired resistance. Bases 83 to 451 code for a protein of 122 amino acids. NCBI's taxonomy places the organism in Eukaryota, Viridiplantae, Streptophyta, Magnoliopsida, Lamiales, Acanthaceae. The transcript has a single exon. The record is from RefSeq and is a predicted model, not a curated record.